This is a messenger RNA of Durusdinium trenchii, 387 nucleotides long. The record is from the annotation of a GenBank genome assembly. Lineage: Eukaryota; Dinophyceae; Suessiales; Symbiodiniaceae.
AUGGCGAUGCGGGAGCUUGGAAAGCGGAUUCUUUACCAAGCAGACUCGCGGGAGGAAGUGCUACACAGGAUGAUGCUUGAGGAGUACAUGGACUAUUCCGUGUGCGUCAAGGAGAAUCCCACCCGCGAAAUGGGCGCUUUACUGGGCGCCACGAGCCUGCCGAUCGUCACGGCGAAUGGGGUGAAGAUCCUAGAUCUGGUGAAUGUACGAGGACUUUCUACGAGCAGUGAGGGAAAUAUGUGUGGGAAGAAGGCCAAGAUCAUUAACAUCCUGGAGGCCUAUGGCUACAAACCUCGGAGUUCCCCCUUCCCGAACACUUCGAACGAGAUGUGGUUCUCGCUCCGAGUUCCAAGGAGCUUUGUUCAGGCCAACAUAAGCUUGGUUUGA